This is a messenger RNA of Tuber aestivum (summer truffle), 4768 nucleotides long. The record is from the annotation of a GenBank genome assembly. Lineage: Eukaryota; Fungi; Ascomycota; Pezizomycetes; Pezizales; Tuberaceae.
GACCGCAACGGCGCGACUCCCAUUUGUUCCCACCAGCCGCUGUAGCCACCAAACAAUCUCAUCCCUUCCUCCCAACUUCUUGACAAGCCCGACGACAAACACUCGAACUCGCAACGAAAUCGCAUAGCUUAUUUGCUGUGAGGGUCGCAAGCGGCCAAUCGCGACACCGGCGGAAUGCACAUCAAACAAAUAAUCGUUCAGGGUUUCAAGUCGUAUGUCAGCUUUUCAGUGUUCAUUUAUAGCUGCGGUAGCUGCUCUUGAUCUCGCUAAUGCCACUAUUUUACGAAAUCCAACAGCUACAAGGAACAAACAGUUAUCGAGCCCUUUUCGCCCAAAACGAAUGUUAUCGUUGGUCAUAAUGGUUCCGGCAAAUCCAACUUUUUCGCUGCUAUCCGGUUUGUUCUUUCCGACGCGUAUACCCAAAUGGGACGGGAAGAACGGCAAGCGCUUCUACACGAAGGUUCUGGAUCUGCGGUUAUGAGUGCAUAUGUUGAAAUCAUUUUCGACAACAGUGACGAGCGAUUCCCUACGGGCAGAGAUGAGGUAGUGCUAAGGAGAACCAUCGGUCUCAAGAAGGACGAGUAUUCGCUUGACAGAAAAAAUGCCACUAAGAGCGAUGUCAUGAAUCUAUUAGAGAGUGCUGGUUUCUCCAGAAGCAAUCCUUACUACAUUGUUCCGCAGGGCCGUGUUACUACGCUUACGAACAUGAAGGAUUUCGAGCGACUGAACCUCCUCAAGGAGGUAGCGGGAACCCAGGUUUAUGAGCAACGGAGAACCGAGUCUCUUAAGAUCAUGGAGGAAACUGAGAGCAAACGAGCCAAGAUCGAUGAACUGCUAAAGUACAUUGAAGAGCGACUCAGUGAGCUGGAAGAAGAAAAGGAGGAGUUGAGGGGGUUUCAGGAGAAAGACAGGGAACGGAGAUGUCUCGAAUACACGAUCUACCAUCGGGAGCAAGUUGAGAUCAAUAAUGCUAUUGAUGGAAUCGAAGAAACCAGAGCACGUGGAAUUGAAAUCAAUGAAGACAGUAGGGAGGCUUUUAUUGAGCGUGAGAAAGAAAUACAGGUUUGCUUUUCCCCCCUUCCUCCCCCCACCGAUGCAGAGUCUUAGCUUACCCAAUGAUUCAAGAGCCUUGACCAAUCUAUUACAGCAAACAAGCAGCAAUCGGAACUCCUUCGGGUCGAUAAAACUCAGCUUGAGGAAGAAUAUCGCGAACAUGUUCGACAUCGUGCGCAGAUCGAGCUGGACGUUAAGGCCCUGACCGCCGACCAAGAGCAUCUACAACAAGCCAAGGCCCAGUAUGAGGCAGAGCUUCAAGAAAUCACCGAUAGUAUCGCUGAGCGUGAGGCCGAACUUGGCGAACUUCUUCCUGAGUACAACCAGAAGAAAGAGGAGGAGGCCAAACUAAAGUCACAGCUGGAGGAGGCCGAGGCCGCACGCCAGAGAUUGUACGCCAAACAGGGACGUAGUACCCAAUUCCGGAACAAACGGGAACGGGAUGAGUGGCUCAGACGGGAGAUUAGGGAAUGUCAGGAGACCCUGGGGAAGAGAAAGGUCAUAAUGGAUGGGCUGGAAACCGAGACUGCAGAGUUGGAGGCUGAGGUUGCUAGGGUGGAGACCGAGACCGAGAGUAUCCGACAAAAGCUUGACGGUAGAUCCGGAACUUUGGAAGAGAUUGCCGAAGAUGUUGCAGCUCGCAAAGAAGACCGUAAUAGGCUUGUCGAUGAGCGGAAGGAAUUGUGGCGCGAGGAUGCAAAGUUGGAUUCAUUGGUGGAGUCCUCGCGCCAGGAACUUGAGAAGGCGGAGAGGGCCCUAUCCUACACCAUGGACCAAAACACUUCGCGAGGUCUCGCAGCGGUUAGACGAAUCAAGGAGAGGCUGAAUUUGGAAGGAUGCUAUGGAACUCUUGUUGAGCUGAUGGAUGUUCAAGAGAACUUCCGUACGGCUGUUGAGGUCACCGCUGGACAGAGCCUAUUCCACUAUGUGGUUGACAAUGACGAUACAGCAACCAUCGCUCUCCAACAUUUACAGCGCGAGAAGGCUGGCAGAAUAACGUUCAUGCCGCUCAACAGGCUUAAGCCAAGGUUGGGAGGUUUUCCUGGCACUAAGGAUGCAUUGCCAAUGUUGGAUUAUAUCGAAUACGACGAAGCCUAUGCUAAGGCUUUCGAGCAUGUUUUUGGCAAAACAAUUGUUUGCCCUGACCUCAAUGUGGCUUCACAAUAUGCUAGAUCCCAUGGCCUCAGCGCGAUAACACUUGCUGGAGAUAGAGCGGACAAGAAGGGUGCAUUGACGGGAGGCUAUCACGAUCCAAGACGCAGCAGAUUAGAGGCCGUGAAAACUGUAAAGAAAUGGCGGGAAACGUAUGAAAAACAGAGGCGGGAGGCCAUGGAAAUUAAGAGAAGAAUCGAGAGAAAGGACCAGGAAGUUACGAAUGCUGUGGGAGAACUACAGAAGGCGGAGGCAAAGAGAGGCCAAUUGGAAAACAGUUAUGGGCCGCUCAGAGCUAGCUUGCAAGGAUUAGUAGGCACUGCAGGGCAGCUCAAAGAUAAUCUCGAGAGAAAGAGAAAGAGCAGGGAAAACGUUGAGGCAAGCUUGAAGAGCCUGGGCGAGCAACUGGAAGCAUAUCAAGCAGAGAUCAGCAGCGAAUUCAAGAAAACUCUCACUCCCGCUGAGGAAGCUAGACUCGAAGAACUCACCGGAACUGUCCAAGAACUACGGAAGGCCCUGUCGGUGGUAGCUCUGGAGAGGGCCGAAAAGGAAAGCCGAAAGUCUAUCAUUGAGGUCGAGCUACGAGAGAACCUACGGAUGAGACUUGAUCAACUAAAGGGACAGAGUAUGGACAACUUGGAGACCACGGGGUCAGGUGGGCGACGCAGUGAUCUGAAGGAAAGCCAGAGAGAGUUGAAGCGAAUCGGAAAGUCAAUUGAUAGGGUCAGGACCAGACUAGAUGAAGUCGAUCAAGAACUUGAUGGGGCAAAAAAGGAACUCGAGGACCUUGAGCGUCAGAAGACCGAGCUGCAGACGGCACAGCAAGAGGAGGCACGGAAUAUCGAGCGACAGAAGAAAAAAAUUGAGAGGAGCAUGGCUAAGAGAGCCUUGCUUACAGACAAAGCCCAGGAAUGCAGUCGGAAUAUUAGAGAUUUAGGAGUAUUACCCGAAGAAGCUUUCGAGAAAUUUGAGAGGCUGGCUUCCAACCAGGUAAGACCUCAAAAAGCAACAUUUGGGUGCGCAAUGCGCGCCUCUAAUCUUGGCGGCAAGCACUAGCUUUUAAUGCACCCCCUUGCUUUUUUUAAAGCAUGCAGCUACUGAUUCGUUCGGAGGAUAUGUAGGUUGUUAAACGACUUCAUAAGGUCAACGAGGCUCUAAAAAAAUACUCCCACGUUAACAAGAAAGCAUUCGAACAGUAUGCAAAUUUCACGAAACAACGUGAUACUCUAAUAAAGCGACGUGAAGAAUUAGAUUCCAGUCAAUCUUCUAUUGAAGAGCUGAUCCAGGUUUUGGACCAGCGUAAGGAUGAGGCCAUUGAACGGACAUUCAGACAGGUGUCCAAAGAUUUCGCGGAGAUUUUCGAGAAACUUGUACCAGCCGGGCGAGGGAGACUUGUCAUACAGAGGAGGAUAGAUAGGGAGGAACGUGACGAUGAAGGUAGCGGCGAUGAUGACGGGGAGGGCAGGAAGGGUGGGGUGGAGAAUUACACGGGGGUGGGUAUUAGCGUGAGUUUCAAUUCGAGACAUGAUGAGCAGCAGAGGAUCCAGCAAUUGAGUGGUGGGCAAAAGAGCCUGUGUAAGUCACGUUAUUCUAUCCCCACGCCCUAUUUCUUGGGGUGAUGCUCGAGUAUAUCGCGCAGAGUUGAACAGUUAUUAGGAAGUGAUUCGCUGAUUUUUAGCAGGUGCGUUGGCUCUUAUUUUUGCCAUCCAGCAGUGUGAUCCGGCACCGUUUUACCUUUUUGAUGAGGUUGAUGCGAAUCUUGAUGGUAAGUCGGAUCUUAUCUACCAGUACUAGCUAUUGGCGGAGGGGCCUUUUUUUUUUAUUUUGUGUCAGGGUUCUCAAGAACCGGACUGCAUUGGCCCUAAAAUAAGUUAAUCCCUGAGCUGGAUUAAUCAACAGGAGUACGUAACACGUGCUGUCUGCUGGCCUGCAGGAUAUUAACUCGCUGUUAACAGCCCAACAGCCCGGCUAUUGGGAAUCCUGCGCCCGGGGUUUUUUUUCUCGUUGGUACCACAAGCUUACAUGGGGUUAUGCAUAGCACAAUAUAGAACGGCAGUCGCACAAAUGGUGAAGGAUCUCUCGUCGCGGGCAGAAAAUGGCCAAUUUAUCGUAUGUACCGUGUUACUCUCUUGACACCCCCCACCCCAACAAAUUAAUAAAUAGCUGAAAGUGUUAUACAACUAACGUGGGACCAUAUCAAUAGUGUACGACAUUCAGGCCAGAACUCGUUAUGGUCGCGGACAAGCAUUAUGGCGUGCUUUAUCAGGACACAUACAAAACCUCUAGUGUCAAAAUUGCUAGCAAGGAAGAAGCCUUACACUUUGUGGAAGGUCAGAGGCCUUAGCUAGUCAAAAAAAAAAAAGUGGCACAGCGCUAAACUAUGGGAAAAAAUGAAAAAAAAGCCCUAUUCUCACGAGCCAUGAGGUUUAAAUACUAGGGGCGUGGACGAGUAUUUUUCGAUGCUUUAAUGGCUUUUUUUCUUUUUUCUUUCUACCUUUUUCUUUUUCCUCCUUCUGUACGGGUACAAUACGGUAUCUUUUUUAAAAAUCAGCUUCACCCAUCC